AUGGCAUUGGAACACACGGCACCGUAUACCCCGCAACAAAACCCCACCGAGAGGGCGAACAGGACCAUCAAGACUAUGAUGGCACAAUACAUAGAGGGCGACCAGCGGACAUGGGAUGAUCUACUACCCGAAUUGAGCUUGGCCAUCAACAGCAGUGCUUCGGAUACCACCGGGUUUAGUCCAGCAUUCCUCGUACUCGGUCGGGAACCACGAUUGCCAGGAGCACUUUACGAUGAAGUGACCCCAGGAAUGGGAGAAGAAGCAGAACCCGCACACGACAAGUCAACGCGACUUCAGGAAAUCUUCAAGGUGGUGCAGGCGAACACUCAACGGGCGUCCCAAGAGCAGAGAAGGACGUACAAUUUGCGAAGACGAGAAUGGCGACCCACACUAGGAACGAUGGUCCUUCUCCGCCAGCAUCACUUGUCCAAAGCAUCUGACGGUUUCGCAGCGAAACUAGCCCCGAAGUACGACGGACCGUACAAGAUCGUCAAAUUCUUAUCUCCCAAUAUAGUUCGGCUGCAAACCCCGCAAGGAAGGCAAGGAAAGACCGCGAGCUUGAUGGACCUGAAGGAGUUUCACGCGGUUGACGACGACGAGCCGGCACAGACGGCACCAAAGACGCUUCAAUGA
This is a messenger RNA of Drosophila obscura, 633 nucleotides long. RefSeq lists its product as uncharacterized. NCBI's taxonomy places the organism in Eukaryota, Metazoa, Arthropoda, Insecta, Diptera, Drosophilidae. Gene Ontology annotation, molecular function: nucleic acid binding. The record is from RefSeq and is a predicted model, not a curated record. The coding region runs from base 1 to 633 and encodes 210 amino acids. The transcript has a single exon.